UUUUGUUCGUAGAGCCACAAGACUUACAAAAUCCACUAAAGAUUAUCAAUGGACCAUCAUGAUUUUUGCAAGGGCUCUUCCUCCAAACAAGAGACGGUAGCGGUUACUGCAGUUGCUUUACAGGAUCAUAUUAUACACAGUCUUCAGCUGCAGAAUCUUUCAUUAGCAGAUCCUUUUAAGUCAAAGUCAAGGAAUAUAAAGAACAUUUACAAACCUGUGAACAAAGAGAUGGUCAGAGCAAUAGUAGAUACUGGACUAAGUAAAAAGAGCGCUCACCACAAAAAUAAGGAAGAUUCAGAAAAGGAGUAUGUUCUUGAUCCCAAUCCUCCACAGCUAACAUUAGCUCAGAAAUUAGGCUUAGUUGAGCCUCCUCCCUUGCCACUCACUGCUGAAGAAUGGGCAAAAAUAAAGCAGAGAUCCAUAAAGCAUGGAGAUUCUAUACAGCCUUGUGCAAUAUGCAGGGAAGAAUUUGCGCUGCAGCCUCAGGUGUUGCUUUCAUGUUCCCAUGUAUUUCAUAAAGCAUGUCUGAAAGCCUUUGAAAAAUUUGCAGGUAAAAAGUCUUGUCCUAUGUGCAGAAAAAAGCAGUAUCAGACCAGAGUAAUACAUGAUGGGGCACGCUUAUUUAAAAUAAAGUGCGCUAUUAGAAUUCAAGCUUCCUGGAGGGGAUAUAUUGUUAGAAAAUGGUAUAAAAACUUGAGAAAAACAGUACCUCCUAAAGACAGCAAAUUAAGAAAACAGUUCUUUGAAGAAAAGGUUCAACAUAUCAGCAAUCGUCUGUUGAGUUCUUAUGAUAUAAACCUAGAUGAAUUUUUUUCUGAAAUAGAUUCUUCUAUAGCUGCAAGUCAAGAUGUGGUUCACGACUGGGAGAAGAUACAGAUGCAGGCCCUUCGGCAAGAGAUAUUUGACUGUCCUAUUUGUAUUAUGCCACUCAGUCCUACUAUUCAUCCUCCCUGUAUAUUUUCUGGUAACAGCAAUCAGUUUUCACGACAGACUGUUCUGCUUUCGUGUUCACAUUUGUUUCAUCAUACCUGUCUUCAAGCAUUUGAAGAGUUUUCCUUGGGAGAAAGACACGUUUGUCCUUUAUGUCGCUCGUAUUAUCAGAAGAAAAUUCUUGAAUGUUGA
Struthio camelus australis is the source of this 1122-nucleotide messenger RNA. It is a transcript of the gene RNF32, whose product is annotated as ring finger protein 32. Gene Ontology annotation, molecular function: protein binding. NCBI's taxonomy places the organism in Eukaryota, Metazoa, Chordata, Aves, Struthioniformes, Struthionidae. The record is from RefSeq and is a predicted model, not a curated record.